Messenger RNA from Suncus etruscus (white-toothed pygmy shrew), 1401 nucleotides. RefSeq names its product procollagen C-endopeptidase enhancer 2 (gene PCOLCE2). Gene Ontology annotation, molecular function: protein binding. The transcript is spliced from 9 exons. Bases 115 to 1356 code for a protein of 413 amino acids. The record is from RefSeq and is a predicted model, not a curated record. Lineage: Eukaryota; Metazoa; Chordata; Mammalia; Eulipotyphla; Soricidae.
UUGAGCGGUCGGGCGUCGAGGCGGGCGCCGACCGGUCUCGGGGAGAAGCGCACCGCGCGCCGGCUGCCAGCGAGGUGCCCGGGGGCCAACCUGGGUGCGCGCGUCCCCGCGGCCAUGAGGGGCGCCUGGGCCCCGCUCUGUCUGCUGCUGCUCGUCCGGCUCGCACAGCCGCAGCCCCCUGAGAGACCAGUUUUCACUUGCGGCGGAAUUCUUACUGGAGAAUCCGGAUUUAUUGGCAGUGAAGGUUUUCCUGGAGUCUACCCUCCAAAUAGCAAAUGCACUUGGAAAAUCACAGUCCCUGUCGGGAAGGUGGUCGUUCUCACUUUCCGAUUCAUAGAUCUGGAGAGCGACAACUUGUGUCGCUAUGACUUUGUGGAUGUGUACAAUGGCCACACUGGUGGCCAGCGCCUCGGUCGCUUCUGUGGCACCUUCCGGCCUGGAGCUCUGGUGUCCAGUGGCAACAAGAUGAUGGUACAAAUGAUCUCUGAUGCCAACAUAGCGGGAAAUGGUUUCAUGGCCAUGUUUGCUGCCUCUGAGCCUAAACAAAGAGGAGAUCAGUAUUGUGGAGGACGCCUUGAAAGACCUUCCGGCUCCUUAAAAACACCCAACUGGCCAGAGCGUGACUACCCAGCAGGGGUCACAUGCGUGUGGCACAUUGUGGCCCCCAAGAACCAGCUGAUAGAAUUAAAGUUUGAGAAGUUUGAUGUGGAACGAGAUAACUACUGCCGCUAUGAUUACGUGGCUGUGUUCAACGGCGGGGAAAUCAAUGAUGCCAGGAGAAUCGGGAAGUUCUGCGGGGACAGUCCUCCCGCACCAAUUGUAUCUGAGAAGAAUGAACUUCUCAUUCAGUUUUUAUCUGAUUUGAGUCUAACUGCAGAUGGAUUCAUUGGUCACUACAAAUUUAGACCAAAAAAAUUGCCUACAACAACCACACCGCCUGUCACAACCACCUUCCCUAUAACUACAGAUUUAAAACCCACCGUAGCUCUGUGUCAACAGAAGUGCAGACGGACAGGCUCUCUGGAGAGCAAUUAUUGUUCCAGUAACUUCGUGCUGGCUGGCACGGUGGUGACCACAGUUGCACGAGGGGGCAGUCUGCAUGCCACUGUCUCCAUCAUCAAUAUUUACAAGGAAGGGGGCCUGGCCAUCCAGCAGGCUGGCAAGAACAUGAGUGCCAAGCUCCUGGUAGUCUGCAGGCAGUGUCCUGUGCUCCGCAGAGGUCUGAAUUACAUUAUUAUGGGCCAAGUGGGCGAAGAUGGGCGAGGCCGAAUCAUGCCCAACAGCUUCAUUAUGACAUUCAAGACCAAGAACCAGAAGCUUUUAAAUGCCCUGAAAAACAAACGUUGCCAGCACUGACCUAUGUCCACACUUGUGGCCUUUGGAAGAUCUGUUCUUAGUAGA